CUGUGGGACUUUACAUCCGUAAACAAGUUGCAGAUACACUGGACAACAAAUAGUGCUAUGGCCCUGAAUUUCUUACCACAGACCACAGAGAUUGAUCGCUAUACGAUUAAAGAUGCACACCCUUUUGAUGUGUAUAUAAAGCUGCCAUAAUUGGUGCAGUGGGUCAGUUAGACAUUGAGGUUACAAGUGUGCUAAACGCAAUCGGAUUUGUUGCAUUCGUACGAUGACUGAUAACAAUACGCUGUUUCGUGGCUUGAUGCAGAAACCAUACGAGCCCACGUUCGUGCCGAAGGUGGAUGGUAAGCUGUACUACGAUCUACCGGAUACUUACCUUACGGAUCAGUACCGCCCGUUUGGAUCAUCGAUACAGAAUCGCUUCAGUACGAACGCGGAGACGCGUGUACCGUUUCCAAACAUUACACCACCGAAUCUAUCGUUUGCGGACGUUGUAAAACGCAGAGGUGUGUUUUCGGUGUUCAAUGCUGGACAUAAACGUGCAGCAGGUCAACUCAUACAGCUGUUUCUCGAUCAACCCGAUCCGACCAGACUGAGAGCAGUGGCCGCAUACGUGCGUGAUCGCGUAAAUGCGCCCAUGUUUCAGUAUGCGCUUGCGAUCGCACUGAUUCACCGGGAGGAUACACGCGACGUUCAGAUUCCAAGCUUUUUGGAACUGUUCCCCGAUCGUUACAUCGAUCCGGGUGUAUUUCCGCUGUUGCGUGAGGAAAGCAACUUGUUGGACAUGGGUAACAGACGCGCCAUCGAUAUCCCGUCCAACUACACUGCGUCGGAUCGGGUUGACGAACAGCGGGUUGCGUACUGGCGGGAAGAUAUCGGCCUUAGUUUGCACCAUUGGCACUGGCAUCUGGUGUACCCGUCGACCGGUCCGGAUCGUGUUGUGCGGAAGGAUCGUCGGGGUGAACUGUUCUACCAUAUGCAUCAGCAGACGAUUGCACGGUAUAACAUCGAACGGUUCGCCAACGGUUUGCCGCGUACCCGUUCGUUCAGUCAGUUGCGAGAAGCCAUUCCGGAAGCUUACUUCCCGAAGAUUGUGCGCAGUUCGGAUGGGAGAGCCUACUCUUGUCGCUAUCCAAAUCAAGUGAUGAAGGACGUGAAUAGAACCGAGGAUGAAUCGACGAUUCGUUUGGCGGAUAUGGACGUUUCAAUAAAACGCAUUUUUGAAGCAAUUGAUAAUGGAGUCGCCCAAGCGACGAAUGGAGAUCGCAUUCCACUCGACAACAACAAGGGAAUCGAUAUUCUCGGUGAUAUGCUAGAGGCAAGCACCAUUUCAAUCAAUUUCAACUAUUACGGCGACUAUCAUCAGAACGGACACGUCAUGCUGGGCUACAUCCACGAUCCGGAUAAUGCGUAUCUGGAGGGCGUUGGUGUUAUGGGUGAUCUAACGACGACCAUGCGUGAUCCUUUGUUCUAUCGCUGGCAUCAGCACAUCGACGACAUUUUCGUUCGCCACAAACAGCGUCUGCCGGCGUACACGAACAACGAUCUUUCAUUUAACGAUAUUACGGUGGAUAGUUUCAAUGUACAGCUGAACAAAGCGAACGCUCCGUUGAAUAUGCUGCUAACGUUUUGGCAGAGAUCACAGUUUGAUCUCGGUACGGGGUUAGAUUUCGUGCCGGAGGGUAAUCUGUUUGUGACGUUCACCCACAUCCAACAUGCUCCGUUUAGCUAUCGGAUUCAGGCAAGCAAUAAUAGCGGCACUAUGCGACGUGGUACUGUACGUUUGUUUCUCGGACCGAAAGUGAACGAACGUGGGGAGGUGUUGCCUUUCCGCGAUCAGCGCCGUCAUAUGGUGGAGGUGGAUAAAUUCACUGUCAACUUGCGUCCGGGACAGAACUCUAUCGUUAGACGUUCGGAUCAAUCGAAUCUAACCAUCCCGUACGAACGAACGUUCCGUAAUAUAGCCGCAUCGAGUCAACCAGGCACAGAGGUGUUUCAGUUUUGUAACUGUGGAUGGCCAUCGCACAUGCUGCUACCGAAAGGAUCGCCAACCGGUCUGGAAUAUGAUUUUUUCAUUUUGAUUUCGGAUUACAACCAGGAUCGUGUUGAAGAAUUUGAUGAAAACGAAAAUUGCAACGAUGCGCACAUGUUUUGCGGUUUGCGCGAUCGUCGCUUUCCCGACGCUCGCAGCAUGGGUUACCCGUUCGAUCGUUUUACACCGAGCACCGUCGGAAGCUUGCAGGACUUUACGCGCCCGUACAGAAAUAUGGCUGUAACACCCGUUACGAUUCGUUUCACAAACACCGUAAUUGCACAAUCGUCUGUUUUUAGUCAACACAGUAUGGCGGAUAUUAAUACACGCUUUCGUGGACUGCUGCAACGUCCGUACGAACCAACGUUUGUGCCAAAAAACAAUGGUCAAUUGUACUACGAUGUACCCGACAGUUAUCUUACCGAUCAUUACCGUCCGUUCGGGGCGGCAUUGCAGAACCGUUACGGUACCAACGCGCAAACGCGCAUUCCAUUGCCGAACAUUACGGCACCGGAUCUGGCAUACGCGGAUGUAGUUAGCCGUCGGGGUGCAUUUUCCGUGUUUCAACCGGCACACCAGCGGGUGGCCAGCCAACUGAUCGAACUGUUCCUUAACCAAACCAAUCCGGAUGCGCUCAGUGCUAUAGCCGUGUACGCGCGCGAUCGUCUAAAUGGGCCACUGUUUCAGUACGCUCUCUCGGUAGCGUUGAUGCAUCGUACCGAUACGAAGGAUGUGGAGAUACCGAGCUUUUUGGAGCUGUUCCCCGACCGGUACGUUGAUCCGGCCGUUUUCCCACAGCUGCGCGAGGAAGGUACGCUGGUAGAUCAGGGCGAUCGUCGAGCGAUUGAGAUCCCGAUGAACUUUACGGCCUCGGAUAGGGUGGAUGAGCAGCGGUUAGCUUACUGGCGGGAAGAUAUUGGUGUGAAUUUACACCACUGGCAUUGGCAUCUGGUGUAUCCGGCCCGUGGACCGGAUCGUAUCGUGCGCAAGGAUCGCCGUGGCGAGCUGUUUUACUACAUGCAUCAGCAAACGAUGGCACGCUACAAUACGGAGCGUUUCGCGAAUGGUUUGCCGCGUGUUGUGGCGUUUAGGAAUUUUCGUGAAGCAAUCCCGGAAGGGUACUUUCCUAAAAUAACGCGCAGCUCUGAUGGACGCUCAUACCCGGCCCGGCAUCCCAAUGAAACGUUGAGGGAUCUUAAACGAGUUGAAGAUGGAGUCAUUGUAUCGAUCGCUGAUAUGGAACUGUGGACGACAAGAAUUUUCGAAGCGAUCGAUAAUGGGUUUGCUCAAUCGUCAACCGAUCAACGCGUUCCACUGGACAACGACAAUGGAAUAGAUCUGUUGGGAAACAUGGUUGAAGCGAGCUCCUUAUCGGUGAAUCUCCAAUACUAUGGAGAUCUCCACAACAACGGACAUAACAUUUUGGGCUACAUACACGAUCCGGACAACUCGUUCUUGGAGGGUUUCGGUGUCGUCGGCGACAAUACGACGGCAAUGCGCGAUCCGGUGUUUUAUCGCUGGCAUCAGCACAUCGACGACAUGUUCGUACGCCACAAGCAAAGGCUUCCGGCAUACACCGGACAAGAGUUGUCAUUUAACGAUGUAGCCGUGGACAAUUUUGAAAUUCAGCUCAACAAAGCGAACGCUCCUAUGAACAUACUGCUCACAUUCUGGCAAAGAUCUCAGGUAAAUCUCGGCACUGGGCUUGACUUUGGACCCGAGGGAAAUCUGUUCGCAACGUUUACGCACAUCCAGCACGCACCGUUCAGCUUCCGGAUUCGGGUGAACAAUCGUGCUGGUGAUACCAGACGCGGUACGGUUCGUAUUUUCUACGGUCCGAAAACGAAUGAACGGGGCCAAACGUUGCCGUUCCGUGACCAGCGCCGUCUGAUGGUGGAGUUGGAUAAGUUUACCGUAACGCUUAAUCCGGGUGCUAACACGAUCGUGCGACGUUCGGAUCAAUCGAGCGUUACGAUUCCGUACGAGCGAACGUUUAGGAAUGUGGCCGCAUCAUCGUUGACGCGAAACGAAGCGUUCCAGUUCUGUAACUGUGGUUGGCCGAACCAUAUGCUACUUCCGAAGGGUUCACCCGAUGGGUUAGAGUAUGACUUUUUCGUUAUGGUUUCGGACUACACGAUGGACCGUGUUGAAGAUUUCGAUGAGAAUGUUAACUGUAACGAUGCUCACUCGUUCUGUGGAUUGCGAGAUCGACGCUAUCCAGAUGCACGCAGCAUGGGUUAUCCGUUCGAUCGGUUCACGGCAGGCACGAUCGGAAGUUUGCUGGAUUUCACCAAACCUGUCGUUCAAUCUAACGCCCCGCAAAAGUGUUCGGUUCGUGUCCGUGGCAAAGCGGUUGUUAACACGAUGGCUACGAUUCGGGACAAAUUUCGUGGGCUGCUGCAGCACCCUUACGAGCCGUUGUUUUUGCCGAAAAAUCAGGGCCAACUGUUCUUCGAUCUGCCGGAGAAUUUCUUCACCGAUCGGUACCGACCGAUCGGGCAGAAUUUGAUCAACAGGUUCGGUGCGGCUGCUGCCGUGCCGGCUGGUGCGAGUGCGGACACGCCGGUGAUGAAUCGCGUCUCGAUCAAUAGUAUCCAGGAGCCGGAUCUAUCGUUUGCCGAAGCCAUCCCAAGGCGUGGUGCAUUUUCGUUGUUCAUUCCGGAGCAUCGCCGUAUCGCGGGACGUUUGAUUGAGCUGUUUCUGGAGCAACCCGACGCGGACACACUGGGAGAUGUGGCAGCAUUCGCUAGGGAUCGUCUGAAUGGGCCACUGUUCCAGUAUGCACUGUCCAGUGCGGUGUUGCAUCGUACCGAUACGGAUGAUGUACCGGUGCCAUCGUUUUUGCACCUAUUUCCCGACCAGUUUGUAGAUCCGGCUGUAUUUCCGAAGAUGCUGGAGGAAGGUCGUGCUGUACUUGAACCGAAUCGGAUGUCGGUGGAUAUUCCGAUGAACUACACGGCAUCGGAACGAAUUACGGAGCAGCGGAUGGCUUACUUCCGUGAGGAUAUUGGCGUUAAUCUGCAUCACUGGCAUUGGCAUCUGGUGUAUCCGGGUGAUGGGCCCGAUCGUGUUGUGCGGAAGGAUCGUCGGGGUGAACUGUUCUACUACAUGCAUCAGCAGAUGAUUGCCAGAUAUCAGGUCGAACGAUACAGCCAGGGAUUGGGAAAUGUGAUACAGCUGAACAACCUUCGAGCACCCGUUCCGGAACCGUACUAUCCGAAGAUCUUGCGCAGUGCGAACAAUCGUACAUAUCCGGCACGGUACGCCAAUAUGACGAUGGAAGAUGUCCAGCGUUCUGAGGAUCAGCUGCUAGUUGUGAUUUCGGAUGUGGAGCGUCAGCUGCAACGUGUUAUUGCAGCGAUCGAUGCGGGUGUAGUUGAAACGCCAAGCGGACAACUUAUACCACUCGACAACUUCCGGGGCAUUGACGUGCUGGGAGAUAUUAUUGAGAGUUCUGCAGUGUCGGUUAAUCGUAACCUUUACGGCGAUACACACAACAGUGGACACAUCUUGCUUUCCUUCAUUCAUGACCCGAGGGGUGAAUUUCUCGAGAGCUUCGGUGUGAUGGGUGACGUAACGACUGCCAUGCGCGAUCCCAUCUUCUAUCGUUGGCACACUUACGUGAACAAUCUGUUCUUGCGGCACAAGCUUCGAUUGGCUCCCUAUGUUGCAGCCGACCUUAGCAAUCCGGGCGUUAACUUGACGAGUCUCGAGACGGAACUCGACCGUCAGGGAUCGGUAAAGAAUGUGUUGCUAACGUUCUGGCAACGUUCGCAGGUCGAUUUGGGCGCUGGGUUGGAUUUCGGUCCGGAGGGUAAUGUGUUCGUUACCUUUACACAUCUGCAGCAUGCAGCCUUCAACUAUCGGCUGCAAGUUGCCUACUCUGGUAAGGCAAAACCUGCUACGGUGCGUAUCUUUUUAGCACCGAAACGCAACGAACGUGGAACGCUUCUCACGUUCGAAGAACAACGACGGCUUACCAUCGAGAUGGAUACGUUCCGGGUGAACUUGUUGCCCGGCAUUAAUAACAUCAUCCGGCGCUCGGUGAACUCAAGCGUCUCGAUCCCGUACGAGCGAACGUUCCGCAACGUGUCCCAAUCGAACGUCGGGGAUGAAACGUUCCGGUUCUGUGGCUGUGGAUGGCCAUCGCAUAUGCUGGUACCCAAGGGUGAUCCGAUCGGUGUGGAGUAUGAUCUUUUCGCUAUGCUAUCCAACCACGAUAGAGACCGGGUGAAUCCCUUAUUUGAUGAAAAAUCGGGAUGUAACGAUGCACAUUCGUUCUGCGGUUUGCAAGAUCGUACGUACCCGGAUGCACGCAACAUGGGCUUCCCGUUCGAUCGCCGCGUACCGCACACGGUUCGAUCGUUUAAUGAUUUCGUUGCACCUUAUCAAAAUAUGCGUGUCGCUACGGUGACGGUUCGUUUCACCAAUACGGUUGUCGCGCGAUUCCUGUGUCUUAUGACACGCCCCACGGAACCAUUGUUUUAUCCGAAGUACAACGGGGAAGUCUAUAUGGAUCUUCCUAGUGAGUAUCUUCCGGAACGAUAUCAGUCGAUUGCUGAUUCGAUUAGAACACGCCAUGGAUCGACUGCAAAGCAUCACAUAUCGAUCAAACCGGUAGAGUUGCCGGAUUUGAGCUACACGGCCCGUGUACCACGUCAUGGUGACUUUAACCUAUUCAAUCCCGCCCAACGGCAUACGGCGGGCCGGCUGAUAGCGGAUCUGAUUGCGCAACCUAACCCAGAAACGAUGCUCUCCGUGGCUGCUUAUGCACGCGAUCGUUUAAACCCGAUCAUGUUCCAGUACGCACUUGCCGUCGCGUUGGUACAUCGUAAGGACACAGGUACGGUACCGGUUCCAUCGUUUUUGGAAAUGUUUCCAACCCGGUUCGUCGAUCCGGCACUGUUUCCCAAGCUGCGUGAGGAAGGUUUCGUGGUGGAGCAGGGUGAACGGGUGGCGAUCGAGGUACCGCACAAUGCUACCGCAUCCGAGCUAGAUCCCGAACAACAGUUGGCUUACUUCCGUGAGGAUAUCGGCGUGAAUCUGCACCAUUGGCACUGGCAUCUGGUGUAUCCGCAAGAGGGUCCAGCGGAGGUGGUGAACAAGGAUCGCCGUGGUGAGCUGUUCUACUAUAUGCACCGCCAGAUCACGGCACGAUACAAUGUGGAACGGUUCUGCAAUCGAAUGCUACCGGCACCACCGUUGAAAAACCUCCGCGAACCCAUCCCGGAGGCAUAUUUUCCGAAGCUGAUUAACAGUGCGCUUAACAGGACGUACCCCGGAAGGGCAGCGAACAUGCUGCUGAGUCAUGUCAAUCGACCGGAAGAGGACGCAGUUACAACAAUUCUGGAACUGGAAUCAACACUUGGAAAGAUAAAGGAAGCAAUACAAUCCGGAUUUGCCCUUGCUGAGGACGGUACAAAGAUCCCACUGGAUGAAAAGAAUGGUAUCGAUGUGCUUGGAAAUCUCGUGGAAAAUUCCGAUCUUUCCGUAAACAUUCCGCACUACGGUAACUAUCAUUCGCUCGGUCACGUCCUCAUCGGGUAUAUACACGAUCCGGACAAUCUGUACCACGAAGGGCACGGUGUCAUGGGUGACUUUACAACGGCAAUGCGCGAUCCGACGUUUUACCGGUUCCAUCGCCACGUGGACGAUGUGUUCGAUAUGCACAAGCAAAAGCUUUCACCAUACAAUGAGCAGGAGCUUUCCUUUCCGGGCGUAACGAUUGUGGACGCAACGGUACAGAUAACGAGUGGUAAGGCGGCACGUAAUCGGUUGCUUACCUUCUGGCAACGGACACAGGUUGAUCUUGGUACGGGAUUAGACUUCGGUCCGCAAGGUAACGUGGUGGCAACGUUCACCCACAUUCAGCACGCACCGUUCGCGUACCAAAUAAUGGUACACAACGAAACGGUCGAACAGAAGAAGGGAACGGUACGGAUCUUCCUCGCGCCUAUUUACGAUGCGUACGGUGAACAGUUGCUGUUGAGUGAGCAACGUCGUUACGUGCUGGAGCUGGACAAAUUUGUUGUAAACUUGCAUCCGGGUGAAAAUAGGAUCAUCCGACAUUCGGAUCAAUCGAGCGUGACCAUACCGUACGAAAGAACUUUCCGGCGCAUCGAUGCAUCCAACAUGCCCGGAUCGGAAAACUUUCGGUUCUGCAAUUGCGGCUGGCCUGACCAUAUGCUGCUGCCCAAGGGUCACCCCGAUGGGCAACCGUUCGAUCUGUUUAUUAUGGUGUCUGACUACAAGGAUGAUGCAGUUAGUUCGGGUUUGAAUACGAGAGCCGACUGUAACGAUUCACACUCGUACUGUGGCUUGCGGGAUCAGCUAUUCCCUGAUCGUCGUGCUAUGGGAUUUCCCUUCGAUCGUUUGCCUGCUUCGCAGGAUUAUUUGAUGAGGGAUUUUGUUGGUCGAUUUUCCAACAUGAGUCGCACGGUUGCGGAUGUGUUAUCGAAACACAUUCUGUAUGCGCUUGUUUUAUGCUGCUUGCACAAUGCACUACAGAUGCAGAUAAAAAUGCACUAUCGCAAUUGCAGUGGUUUUCAACCGCAAAAAAACCCAGUUUUUGCAAGAGAAGUGCAUGGUAGUGAGCGAUUGCAAUUACGCCGGAUUUGCAGUUUGGAAUGGUAUAUAAAGCUUGCAAAUUUGUUCUGCCAGCAUCACAAACGGUGUGUGCGUGUCACAGUAAUCACUAGCUCACUUGUUUCUAAUCUAAACCCCGAUCGUUUCGAAAGCGUGAAAAUGUCUGACAACAGAAAGUUAUUGGCAUUGAUGCAGCGCCCGCUGGAACCAACGUUCUACCCGAAGGACAAUGGUAAAACCGUAGUCGAUCUGCCGGAAACUUAUCUUACCGAACGGUAUAAACCGAUUGGAGGAUCGCUUCAAACGCGCUUCUCAGCGGAUGCGGACACACGCAUUGCGGUCCGGGCAUCGGCCCUGCCGGACUUUGCCUUUGCUGAGGUGAUCCCACGGCGGGGCGAUUUUUCGCUCUUCAUUCCGAAACAUCGGGAAAUUGCGGGUCAGCUGAUCAAUGUGUUUAUCAGCCAACCGGAUGUGGAUACGCUGAUGAGUGCCGGAUCGUUUGCUAGGGAUCGAUUGAACCCGAUACUGUUCCAGUAUGCGCUGUCCGUCGCAAUUCAGCAUCGGCCGGAUACGAAGAAUCUUCCCAUUCCCAGCUUUCUGGAGCUGUUCCCGGACUCGUUCGUGGAUCCGACCGUAUUUCCCAAACUUCGUGAGGAAGGUGCGGUCGUUUCUCAAAAAGAUCGGAUGACGAUAAACAUUGACAUGAACUUCACUGCAUCGGAUCGAGAGGAUGAACAGCGGCUGGCUUACUUCCGCGAGGAUAUCGGUGUGAAUCUUCACCAUUGGCAUUGGCAUCUGGUCUACCCGGGCGAAGGACCCAAUAGUGUUGUGAAUAAAGAUCGUCGUGGUGAGCUGUUCUACUACAUGCAUCAGCAACUGAUCGCACGCUACAAUGUGGAGCGUUUCUGCAAUCGUCUUGCCCGUGUACGUCCACUGACCAGCUUACGGGAGGCAAUGCCUGAGGGAUACUUCCCGAAGAUUGUUAGAAGUUUCACGAAUCGUGCGUUUCCUUCUCGUCCGCAGAAUACGAUUCUGAGGGAUUUGAAUCGUAUUGAAGAAAAUGUUGUUCUUACGAUAAAUGACAUUGAGCGUUGGGGUAGUCGUAUCGCGGAAAGUAUCGAUGGUGGUUACGUUGUUGCACCGGGAGGAAAUCGAAUUCCUCUGGACGAACAGACGGGUAUCGAUGUGCUGGGUAACAUUAUGGAACCGUCGGCCCUUUCCGUGAACAGUCAGUACUAUGGAAACUAUCACGGACAUAUGCACAAUCUGAUCGCGUACAGUCACGAUCCGGAAAACCGUUUCCUGGAGGGUUAUGGUGUGGUAGGCGAGUUCCAGACGGCUAUGCGUGAUCCAGCAUUUUAUCGUCUGCAUGCCCAGGUGGACAACAUGUUCCAUCGUUACAAGCGUACGCUGCAACCGUACAACGCCAACCAGUUAGGAUACGCCGGCGUUCAGAUUCAAUCGUUCGGUGUACAGCUGAACCGAGCCAAUGCGCCGGCUAACGUGUUGCUGACGUACUGGCAACGAUCGCAGGUUAAUCUUGCUACCGGACUUGACUUUGGACCGGAAGGAAAUGUGUUUGCCGCGUUCACUCACCUCCAACACGCACCGUUCACUUAUCGGCUUACGGUUAACAACACCAGCGGUGCGGCACGCCGUGGUACAUGCCGCAUUUUCAUAGCUCCCAAGGUGGAUGAACGAAACACACCGCUGACAAUGGAUGAGCAGCGAUUGCUAAUGGUGGAGUUGGACAAGUUCCGCGUGAAUUUGACUCCAGGAACGAAUAAUCUGAUCCGCCGUUCGGAGCAAUCCAGCGUAACCAUCCCAUACGAGAGAACGUUCCGUUCGAUGGCAUUGUCUAACCUUGAUCUGCCAGAAACGGAACAGUUCCGGUUCUGUAACUGUGGCUGGCCACAUCAUCUGCUGCUUCCGAAGAGUUCGGCCGAGGGUAUGAAAUUCGAUCUGUUUGCGAUGAUCUCGAACUUUGCAGAUGAUACGGUCAAUCAGGAGUUUGAUGAGAACAUCAACUGCAAUGAUUCACACUCGUUCUGUGGCAUCCGUGAUCAACUGUAUCCGGAUAAACGACACAUGGGGUACCCGUUCGAUCGCCGGAUUCCGGUGGCAGUGCGAACAUUGACCGAUUUUACGCGACCCAACUCUAACAUGUCCAAUAUUGAGGUGAACAUUCGCUUCACCAAUACCGUGAUCGCCAGAACCUGAACAUCUUGACUUUGUCACAUUGGAAGCUUUAGCAAGCAGGUUGUCGCUAGCGAUAGUGUCAUCGUUGAAUUGGAUUUGAGAACUUGGAAGUGCAGUGGUGUAGUCUUCGAGUUUCAGUUUAAUUUUAACGCUUAAUUAAGGCUCUUGCUAUUGUUCUAAUAGGAAACUGAUAUACGAUCUUAUAACGCAUGUAUAUAAUAAAGUGCUGCAUAUGAAAAAUGUAAAAAAA
Molecule: messenger RNA, 11021 nt
Organism: Anopheles funestus (African malaria mosquito)
Lineage: Eukaryota; Metazoa; Arthropoda; Insecta; Diptera; Culicidae
Exons: 28
Coding region: 224-10792 (3522 amino acids)
Molecular function (GO): oxidoreductase activity
Source: RefSeq, a predicted model, not a curated record